Acomys russatus (golden spiny mouse) is the source of this 1851-nucleotide messenger RNA. Its product is annotated as transmembrane 9 superfamily member 2-like. Gene Ontology annotation, biological process: protein localization to membrane. The record is from RefSeq and is a predicted model, not a curated record. Lineage: Eukaryota; Metazoa; Chordata; Mammalia; Rodentia; Muridae. Gene Ontology annotation, cellular component: membrane.
AUGGCGGGAAAAUUGGGCCGGUCUGGGGCAAGGUUCAAGGGAUAUACGAUAUGCAGGCAUGCGCACUUUGCCUGCUCACCGACUGCCACAGCCGGGUUGCUUGUCUCUGAGGCAGAGGUUAAGAUGGGGCUUGCAGGUCGCCAUUUGGGAACCAAGGUCGGCCUCACUCUUCCUGGGCUGAGAUGUUGGCUGCGGCUGCGGCUCUUAGCCGCUAAUUUUGCGGCUUUCUACUUUCCUGGACUGGUUCCCAUCACGUACUGUGAGGAGGGCUCUCCCAACUCUUACUACAAAUCAUCAAUACAAGUCUAUGCUGAUAAACUGUACUCAAUGGAAACUGUGAUGACCUAUGACUAUGAUAGGUUUGACUUCUGUCAAGAUUCUUUGAAGAAAACACCCUCUGAGACUCUUGGACAAAUUUUAUUUGGAGAACAAGUAACAAUAUGUCCCUACAAGGGAGGGAUGGAAAAAGAUAACCUCAUGUUCACAGAGGAAUCUGUUAAAAUAUUAGCAGUAUCUGAGGUUAUUGAUAACAUGCAAGUAAUAUGGUGUUAUGACAGGGAAGGUGGAGAACACUAUUGUACAUCGGGAUUUCUAAUAGGAUGUUUUAAUACCCCAAGUGGCCAAUUAAAGGCGAUAAAUUUAGUGAAUUUGCCUACGUUCAGCAAAAACAAUACUUUGUACCUCUUCAAUCAUGUUGAUAUUACUAUUACAUAUUACAUAGAAAGGGACACAACCAGAGAUGUUGUAAAAUUGAUUAGUUCCAGAGUUGAUCCCAAAAGCUAUAAGCAUUCAGAGGAGGACCACUUAACUUGCAACGAGCCCCCUUUGGAAAUUUCCGAAGAAAAUGCAGAUAAUUUAAAUGUGGUCUACACAUAUUCUGUAAAAUUUGAGGCAAAUGUAUUCAGACUUCCAGAGCAGAGAAUGCUGCUGUCAGUAUUUCUCGGGCAAGGAACACAAGUUUUCAUAAUGACAUUUUGUUCUUUAUUUCUGGCUGGCCUUGGUUCUUUUACUCCUGAGGAUCCGACUGCUUUAGUGCACUAUGCUGUUGCACUGUGGCUCUUACUGGAAAUCCCUGAUGGAUAUAUGUCUGCCAAAAUGUACAAGACAUUUAAAGGUGUAAACUGGAAGAUGCAUUUUUUACUGACAGUAUUGUUAUUUCUCGGAAUUGUCUUCGCUGAUAUCUUUACUAUGAAUCUAAUUCUUUGGAUGGAAGGUUCCUCAGCUGCUGUCUCCUUUGGUACAUUGGCAAGUUUCAUUGCAUUGUGCUUUGGAGUUGCAGCACCACUAACAUUUUUGGGAAUGUACUUUGGGAAAAAGGAAGAGUUGGACUUACCAGUUCACAAACAAGAGAGUUCUCCUGUGAGUCCCAAAAGGAUAUUCUUUACAAAACGAACUACUACAGUUAUACUUGGUAGUCUUUUACCUUUUGGAUGUUUUUUUCUGCAAGUUUCUUACAUUCUAAAUCAUAGCUGCUACCUGUUUGCCGUCCUUCUCUUAGUCUUUCUAAUUUUUAUUAUUUCCUGUUCAGAAGUUACAGUUCUGCUGUGCUAUUUUCGGCUAUGUGCUGAGGAUUGUGGCUGGUGGUGGAGAACCUUUUUGACCAGCAGUUUUAUAUCUGUUUAUAUUUUUAUAUAUGCACUUCAUUACUUCUUUACCAAACUUCAAGUCACCAGCAUUGGCAGUACAAUUAUGUACUUCGGGUGUAAAUUGGUCCUAGCGCUAGUUUUAUUCCUUUUCACAGGGACAACUGGAUUUUUUUCUUCCUUCUGCUUUAUUACUACAGAUUUGUCCCUUCACAAGCUCCAGCAGUUCAAGGAUGGGGUAGAUGCCAACCCAAAGCCCUGGAUCUGA